Messenger RNA from Cladophialophora psammophila CBS 110553, 1041 nucleotides. RefSeq lists its product as uncharacterized. The record is from RefSeq and is a predicted model, not a curated record. Gene Ontology annotation, molecular function: oxidoreductase activity, acting on the CH-OH group of donors, NAD or NADP as acceptor. The transcript has 2 exons. Bases 1 to 1041 code for a protein of 346 amino acids. Lineage: Eukaryota; Fungi; Ascomycota; Eurotiomycetes; Chaetothyriales; Herpotrichiellaceae.
AUGUCGUCAAAAACAACCGUUCUUCUCACCGGAGCAAGUGGAUCGUUGGGGGCUUCGACCCUGGCCCGCCUGGCGGCCGACUCCAACAUCCAUGUAAUUGCUGUGCUCCGUUCUUUCGCGCAGUCUGAAGCAGCCUUGCGGUCCAGAUACGCUUCUCAGGUCUCAGGAGGCCGUCUGUCCUUCGCGGAGAUCCCGGACAUGACUAUUCCCAAUGUCUUCGACGAAGUAGCCAGCAGAGCUGACGCAAUAAUCCACAUUGCCACGCCCCUCGCAUACGACAAUCUCAUGGAAAAGCUGAUCAAACCCAGCUGGGCUAUUGUGCACAAUGUCUUGAGCGCAGCCGAGAAAUCAGGCCGUGCGAGGAGAGUUAUCGUGACAGGAAGCAUGGUCUCUACCAUGCGAGUUGAUGAUAUGUUCUCCGGAAAAACCAUAUCCGAAGAGAGCUGGAAUCCCAUCCCCCUUGAGGAAGCAGAGACGAGUCCUAGCAAUGCGUACCAGUACUCCAAGGUUUCCGCAGAGAAGAAGGCCUGGGAAUUUAUGAACGAGAAACCACGGGGCUUUGAUCUGAUCUUUUUGUUGGCACCCUCCAUCACAGGCAAGAGUCUCCAGGCGGGCUUCAAACCUGAGAAGGGAAAUCUUGGUGGGCAGCCUGGUCUUUACAGAGGUCUCUUUGACCUCGACAGGCCUGGCUUCUUGUACCCAUUCUUCAUGGAUGUCGAGGAUGUCUCGCGCAUCCACAUCCAGGCUCUGUCACGCAGCAUUCCCGGGAACCAACGAUAUAUGUUCCACUCGCCCGAGUUGAUGGUAGCUAACGACAUUGCGCGCGCGGUCCGAGAGGAUUUCCCUCAGCUGAGGGAUCGAGUUCCUGCUCCUGAAGAGGAUGCAGGUGGUGGACCGCCACUUAACUUGGUCAGGACGGACAUGUCGAAAUUCGAGAAAGCGUUCGGCAGACAGCAAUGGAAAUCGGCCAGAGAUUCCGCUCGAGAGACCGUCGAGGACAUCGUGGCAUAUGAUGAGAGGCAAAAACAGGCUGCGCAAUAA